This is a messenger RNA of Pseudozyma hubeiensis SY62, 1833 nucleotides long. RefSeq lists its product as hypothetical. Gene Ontology annotation, molecular function: oxidoreductase activity, acting on paired donors, with oxidation of a pair of donors resulting in the reduction of molecular oxygen to two molecules of water. Gene Ontology annotation, cellular component: membrane. The transcript has a single exon. The coding region runs from base 1 to 1833 and encodes 610 amino acids. Lineage: Eukaryota; Fungi; Basidiomycota; Ustilaginomycetes; Ustilaginales; Ustilaginaceae. Gene Ontology annotation, biological process: lipid metabolic process. The record is from RefSeq and is a predicted model, not a curated record.
AUGACUUUGUCUCGCGCACAGCUGGCUGAGCGCAUCGCACAAGGAGAGACGCUGGUGUUGCAUCGACGAAAGAUCUACAAGCUGGACCGAUGGCUUGCAAGACAUCCUGGUGGCGAGCUCGCCAUUCUACACUUUGUCGGCCGCGAUGCAACCGAUGAGAUCGAAGCAUAUCAUUCGGACGACACCAUCUCACGCCUCAUGUCCAGAUUCGUCAUCGCCCAUCUGGAUGAGGCAGAUUGGCACAACUACCGACCACUGGUGCCACCGGUACAGCUGGGCUAUCGCAAGGGCAAGCUCGACCAUCCUCAUGCUCAAGUUGGCAUGUGGCGCCACCGCAACACGCCAUCAACGUCCGUCUCGAACUCCAGUCGAGCAAGCCAAGAGCCAUAUGCUUCUUCGGAUAGCUCCGACGAAGCCGUCGUUGAAAGCAUCGUGUCCAAUGACUCGAAGCGUGAUGCUUCUCGUCAUGCAAAUAUUUCAGCAGCGUCAAGACCAUCUUCGACCAAGACCUUGGCAUCUUCGACCCUCUUCGUGGAACGACCCGAAUCCUUCCCUCUGCCAGUCGACCUAUUGGAACCACCGCCUGAUCCCGACUCGGUCGAUCCCAUCCGAGAGCACAAGAUCUCACAAGCCUACCAACGCUUGCAUCAGCAGGUCAAAGACUCUGGCCUCUACGACCUGCAUCCCAUCGGAUAUGCACGCGAAAUGGCGCGAUACGUGCUGCUCGCCUCUGUCGCCUAUGCAUUCUGGUCGCGCGGUCGAUCGCAGUUGCAAUCAGAGCGUUCGGCGGCUGACCCGAUAUCGAGCUGGAAUGCGUCCACCACCUCAUUUCUGCUCUCGAGCCUCUUCCUUGGGCUGUUCUGGCACCAGCUCACGUUUUCAGCGCAUGAUUCGGGACACAGCGGCAUCACGCAUUCUUGGCAAUGGGACCGCAUCAUCGGUACCACGAUCGCCGACUUCAUCGGAGGUCUGAGUAUCGGCUGGUGGUGCGACAACCACGAUGUGCAUCAUCUGGUCACCAACCAUCCAGAACACGAUCCCGACAUUCAGCACAUGCCCUUCUUCGCCAUCUCGCCUCAAUUUGUCUUGGCUGGCCAGACUACCAUCGUCAACAGCAACCAAAGCAUUCAAGCAUCUUCAUCCUCCUCCAGUCCAUCCAAGCCUUUGGGGCUGUGGUCCUCCUACUACCGUCGUGUGCUCGAGUUCGACGCGCCGAGCCGCUUUCUGCUCAAGCAUCAGCACAAGCUCUACUACAUUGUCAUGGCAUUCGGACGCUUCAACCUCUACGCGAACUCAUACGGCUUCCUCGCUACAAAGGCACGUCGUGACCGCUGGUGGGCGCUCGAGCUGGUUGGGUUGCUCACCUUCUGGACCUGGUACGGCUACGGUCUGCUCGGCUCUCUUCCCUCGUGGCCCGUCCGCAUCGCCUACCUUCUCAUUUCGCACAUUGUCACAUCACCGUUGCACGUUCAGAUCGUGCUCUCCCACUUUGCACAGUCUUGCGAUGAUCUCGGCCUGAGCGAGAGCUUCGCAUCGCGCCAGAUCCGCACCACCAUGGACGUCGAUUGCCCACCCUGGCUCGACUUCAUCCACGGCGGACUGCACAUGCAGGUCUCCCACCACCUGUUCCCACGCAUCCCACGCCACAAUCUGCGCGAGGUGCGCGACCGCUUCGUCGUUCCCUUUGCCAAACAGCACGGGCUGGAUUAUCACGAGUACAGCUUCACGAGCGGCAACGGUCGCGUAUUAGCCACACUCAAAAAGGUCGCCGACCAGGUUCACAUUCUGGCAAAGGUGGCUGAAGCUCAAGCAAAGGGCGAGAUCCAGCAUUGA